AUGUUACCUCAGCUAUGCAAUCUUACGUCGCCAGCGCCAAAAAAAGGAUGGAUACAGGCGGAAAGACGCCUGAGUCACUACGCGCCGGUUAAGAACGAGAUGCCGCCGUUAAGAUAUGGAGAAAAGUGUCCGGCCGGGAAGUUACUGACGAGUCAAGGGAGUCUGGUGUUAGAAGCCGUAGAGGGGCUUGUCUACAGUCCCAGUUUGGAGCCGGUGGGUUUUGUGGUUUGGCUUGUGAUGACUGAAAGCUUCUCUCUUUAUGGAUAUCUCAUCUACCAUGUUGCCAAAACAAAUUCCAACUGCAACAACCCGUUUCUUGGUAUCGACUGGAAAAGCUUCCACAUCUCAUCUCCAACUUUUCUAAAUGCCGAAACUACCCUUGAUGUGUUCUCAGACAACUCUCUGCGUGAUGAUCGGCUUACGUCUUCUUCCAAUAGUGAUGGAUCAUUGAAACUGGUUUCUGAAUCAUGUUAUCUACCGCACCCUGAGAAGGAGGAGGCAGGUAGCGAAGAUGCACAUUUCAUUUUUCCUGGUGAACAAGCAAUAUGGGUGGCAGAUGGGCUAAAGGAUCCUCAACUGCUUGCAUUAUUGCACUCACAAAUCAGGGUCUUGAUGCUAUCAACUUUGGUGAUAAUGUUGGAGAAUGGAAGUAAUAUUGAUUUUCCAAGCUCUGGUAAGACACUUCAUAAACCUGUAGCAAAUCCCAAGAAGCUGCCAAAAUGGAAUUAUGAUGGAUGGAGCACUUGUCAAGCUCCUGGUGAGGACAGCAAGGUUACAACUAAGGCAGCACAUAAAGUUUAAUGAAAGUUACUAUGUCAACUAUUUUGAGGUAUG
This is a messenger RNA of Lactuca saligna, 834 nucleotides long. The record is from the annotation of a GenBank genome assembly. NCBI's taxonomy places the organism in Eukaryota, Viridiplantae, Streptophyta, Magnoliopsida, Asterales, Asteraceae.